This is a messenger RNA of Tetrahymena thermophila SB210, 3219 nucleotides long. Its product is annotated as cyclic nucleotide-binding domain protein. The transcript is spliced from 4 exons. The record is from RefSeq and is a predicted model, not a curated record. NCBI's taxonomy places the organism in Eukaryota, Ciliophora, Oligohymenophorea, Hymenostomatida, Tetrahymenidae.
AUGAUCCAAGUCUCAAGCUAAAUGAUUAAUAGUAGUACUUAGCUAGAUGAGAGUAAUCUAAGCUCACCUAAAGUUAAUAGUAUAAAUAAAAAUUAACAAAGAUUUGUAAAAUAAUUAAGCUUAUAUAGUCAAAGCCCUUCUUAAACUCCAAAGUUUCAUAAUUUUAAAGAAGAAAAUAAUAAAAGGAACUCACCUAAAUGCGAAAAUAAUUCACAGAGAAUCCCUAUUUAUCAUAAAAAUGAAAAUCAUAUUGUUGAUAUUUAUAGUUUUUGCUAAUUACAAAAAUAGUAAUUAUAAGAAUAAUAUUAAAAAAAUAAAACUUUAGACUCACUUGCAUCUUCUUUUCAUACUUUAUUUACAACCGAAGAUGUGAUUUAAUUGCUAGAACAACCAUUAGAUUAGAGAAGAAUAAAAGGACUUCGAUAAAUGAGGAUAUAUUUUCAGGAAUACUAGUUUUUUCAAAAUUUACUUGCUUAAGAAGGUUAAGAAUUUGUAAAUUAAUGUACAGAUAACUUGACUUGCAAGUCAUUCAAAAAAAAUACUCUUAUGUUUAAUUCAUCAUUAGGAGAAAUUGAACCUGAUGUUAGAGGAGUAAUGAUUUUGAUAAAAGGAAAAUGUAGAGUUUUUUAUGAUAGAGAGUGCUCGUUAAAAUAUAUUCUUAAUCAAAAAUGUGAUUUUGAAGAGAAUAGUAAAUUAGUCAGCGAGGGUUUCACUCUAGGAGCUUAUGAAUAUGAAUAAGAUAGUGUACGGUAGAGCUAAAAUAAAAUAUAUUCUAUUUAUUGUGAAGAAUUUUGUGAGUUUGCUUUCUUAGAUAAAUAAUCAUUCUCAUAAAUUAAAUUGUUGAAAUUUAGAUAGGAAAAAAGAGAACUCAUCGAAUUCUUUAGGAGUAUUUCAAUAUUCCAGAAUUUUGAAGAUAUGACUUUGGUAGAAGUUAUACUCUAAUGUGAAAAAUAAAACUUUAAUAGAAUGCAGUAUGUAUACAAGGAUGGUGAUGAUUCUAAUUAUAUUUAUUUUGUUUUUGAGGGAGAAUUUAGACUUAAUAAAUAAAGGAGGGCAAAUAGUAGCUAAGAACUUGAAUCUGAUUAAAGAUAAAUAAAUGAUCCUCACCAUAACAAAAAACUACUUGCCAUGAUUCCAAAAUAAUUCAUUUAAAAAAAUCAAUAAAAUCAAGAUAAAUUACCGGCUUCUUCUAUAUAAUAAUCUGCUGACGAUAAAAACACUUUUCACAAUAAAAAGCUAAAGGAUCUUUAUUCUCAGAUGCUACAAAAAAAAAAAAAAAAAUGGAGUUAAAAAUAAGACCAAAUUACUUUGAUAAUUUAUGAGAGGGGAACAUUUUUUGGUGAAAAAGAAAUAAUUGAUGAUUUAUAGAAUUAAGAAAGUAUUAGUUUUCAUAAAAACAAAAAAAAAAGGGAGUUUUCAAUCUAAUGUAUGUCCGAUUAAGGAAUUUGCUAUCGUUUUUCCUAUUUUAAAUUUCUUAAGCUUAUCAACAAUCAUAGAUAAAUAUUUACCCAUUUGUCAGAACUUAAUGAUUAAUUGAAUGAAUGGAUUAAUCAUAGAAUAGAAUAAGUUUUAAAUCCUUAAAUUCUGACCAGUUAAGUUUAAGAAGUAUCCUAAAGUUAAUAAUUAAAACAAAUAAAAUGGAAACAAGAGCAAGAUGAGGUAAAAGCCAAAUUGUUAGAACAACACAAAGCUGCUACAAAAUAUUUGCAAUAAACUUUAAACUAGCUAUAGGUGAGAAUCAAAAGAGAAGAUAAGGAAAGAAACUUAAAAGUAAGUAACAUUGCUAGAGAGUUAACUAAGCUUAGAGAAAGCAGGCAUUAGUUUCUUCAUUUAAAUUUAAUUGAAAGAAAGAAGAAAGAACAUUUAGUUAUCUCUAAGCUAGAAUAAUAAUCAUAAAGUAAAAUAAAGGGUUCUCCAAGAAACUAAGACUGUUAAUUAGAGUUAAAUUAACUCUCAAAUACUAUAAAGAGACCAAGCUUACAUAAUGAAAAUUCUUAAUCAAGUACUUUUGUAAGGAGUAAGGUAGAUAUUUAACUUACUUAAAAUGAGGAAAACUACUUAACGCCUUAAUACUUAACAUAAAAGUCCAUAUCAGCUGAAAGUCAAAAGUAACAAACCUCAAAAAUUGAUUUAUUAGCAAACAAGAGUUCACAUGUUCUUCCUAAAAACUACAAAGAAACAACAAAGCAAAUAAAAUGCUCUUAGAGUACAAAAAAUUUAAAUACUGUUAGCUUAUCUCCAAUAAGAAACAUCAAACAAACUAGUAAAAAUUAAGAAAUUUAAGUCAAAUAAAGAAACAGCUCAAAUAAUUAGGAUAGAUAAUUGAGUUCAGAAUAUUCCUCAGGUAACUAGGGCUAAGAAUCUAUAAAAAAGAAGAGAGUUAUCAGUUUUUUGAAAAGAGAGCAACAAACGAAUUAUUUACCAUAGUUUUUCAUAAAAUCUUCUAUUCCAUUAUAAGAAUAUUAACUAAAAAACUCAUAAAUCAACAAUUUAUCAAGUUCUAUGAGCACAGAUUAAAAUUAGAGCACACUCAUACUUAGAGAAAACCAAAUUUUAAAUUAAUCAGAUAAUUUAAGAAAAUCCUCUAAGUCUAAGGUAACUCAUUUAAAUAUAAAUGAAACUGAAACCUCUAACAAAAAUUUAAUUACCAAAGCUUCUUACCCUAAGCUCUAUACAUAAAGUGGAAAUGGAUUUAUCCCUAAUAAAUGUAUAAGCUCUUCUUCCAAAAAAUAGCAUUAAAGCAUUAUGAGAUAUAUAACUUAACCUCAUUAAAUAGACGAUUCUUUUGAAAUGAUUCCAUUAAAAACUUGCAUCAGCUACAACACAUAACCAUAUGAAAAUUUAUAAAAUUUAGCAUCUGCUAAUCAAAACAUUAAUUGCAAUAAGUACCAGAUAAACAUUUUAGAUUCAAAUUCAUUUAUAGUAAAGUCUAGAUCAAUAACUAACUCAGAUUAAAAGUUUAUUAAUUUUCAAAGCCUAACAAACGACUCUUCCUCAUUUAAAAGUAAAGAUUUAGAUACAAAAAUGGAAUCUUAUUUUAAGAUGAAAGAUACUUCUCCUACUAAAAUAUAAAAACUUCCCCUAAAAUACUUUGUAAAUUAAUAUAAAAUUGUCUAAAAACAUCACCUUGGAAUGAAAAAUUAUAAUUUAAAAAAAUAACCAACAGAUUAAUCCUCACUAAAAAUAGUUUCCCCAAGAUUAUAACCUAGUCCUAUUUGA